Molecule: messenger RNA, 2331 nt
Organism: Salvelinus sp. IW2-2015
Lineage: Eukaryota; Metazoa; Chordata; Actinopteri; Salmoniformes; Salmonidae
Product: calsequestrin-1
Biological process (GO): regulation of skeletal muscle contraction by regulation of release of sequestered calcium ion
Cellular component (GO): sarcoplasmic reticulum lumen; Z disc
Molecular function (GO): calcium ion binding
Source: RefSeq, a predicted model, not a curated record
CCCCGGGUUGCAGCCUGCUUCUCUCUCCCUCCAACUCGCCCUUGUCGUUGGAACCCCACCCCUCACUCACCCCCUUGGACGGUAGUGUUUGAGCCCGCGUGUAAAAGGGGGGGUUCAACUCUCCGACCUGCUCUUCUCUGGCCGGCGUCGAAACGAAGUGGACCUUGUUCCUAAGUGGCGUUUUUUUUAUUUUUUAUUUUAGGAACAACGCAAAAAUAAAAAAAAUUCCGCAACAUUAAACAAUUCAGUAAUUGACGUCCAAGUCGUGGGAGACCUGAGUGGGGGGAACCAACAAUAACCUGGAACAAUGAAGUGGGGUUGGGUGUUUCUGGGGGCCCUGCUCUCUUUGGGGAACAUGUCCUGGGGAGAGAAGGGUCUGGAGAUCCCCGAGUAUGAUGGCAAAGACCGCGUCCAUGAUCUCAACGCUAAGAACUACAAGUCUGUGAUGAAGAAGUACGAUGUCAUGGUGAUCUACUACCAUGCACAUGUGGAGAACAACAAAAACGCCCAGAAAGCAUUCGAGAUGGAGGAGCUCGCCCUGGAGUUACUCACCAGUCCAGCCGCCCUGACGUACCAGCUUGCAGCCCAGGUUCUGGAUGAUCUCGACGAUGAAGACAUUGGCUUCGGCCUUGUGGAUGAGAAGAAGGACCUCUCUGUUGCCAAGAAGCUGGGUCUGGAUGAGGUGGAGAGCAUCUAUAUCUUUGUCGAUAAUGAGAUAAUUGAGUACGAUGGUGAGCUGGCCGCUGACACCCUGGUGGAGUUUCUCUAUGAUGUGAUUGAGGACCCUGUGGAGAUCAUUGAUAAUGAGCGUGAGCUCAAGGGCUUCCACAACAUUGAUGAGGACAUCAAGCUGGUCGGCUACUUCAAGAGUGAGAAAUCCCCCCACUUCAUUGAGUAUGACGAUGCUGCCGAGGAGUUCCACCCCUUCAUCAAAUUCUUUGCCACCUUUGAUGCCAAGAUUGCCAAGAAGCUAAAGAUGAAACUGAAUGAGGUUGACUUCUAUGAACCCUUCAUGGAGGAGCCAGUGACCAUCCCAGGACAGCCCUACUCUGAGGCUGAGCUUGUAGACUACAUCGAGGAGCAUGACAGGCCCACUCUGAGGAAGCUUGAGCCCCACAGCAUGUAUGAGACCUGGGAGGAUGACAUAGAUGGAGAGCACAUUGUUGCCUUUGCUGAGGAGGAUGACCCUGAUGGUUAUGAGUUCCUGGAGAUCCUAAAGGAGGUGGCCCGUGAGAACACUGACAACGCUGACCUCAGCAUCAUCUGGAUUGACCCCGACGAUUUCCCCCUGCUUGUGCCCUACUGGGAGAAGACAUUUGGCAUUGACCUUGGUUCUCCUCAAAUCGGUGUCGUGGAUGUGGAAGAUGCUGAUAGUGUGUGGAUGGAGAUGGAUGAUGAUGAGGACAUGCCCACUGCUGAUGAGCUUGAGGACUGGAUCGAGGACGUGCUGUCUGGAAAGAUCGACCCAGACGAUGAUGAUGACGAUGAUGACGAUGAUGACGAUGACGACGAUGAUGAUGACGACGACGAUGAUGAUGACGACGACGAUGAUGACGAUGAUGACGAUGAUGAUGACGACGAUGAUGACGACGAUGAUGAUGACGAUGAUGAUGACGAUGAUGAUGACGAUGAUGAUGAUGACGAUGAUGACGAUGAUGACGAAUAAAUGAUCGCUUGCCAUCCUUGGGUUUACUCGGCUUUAACCAACAGUGGCCAAAAGCCGGCACCAAUAUUCUGUUUCCUAACAUCUCGUCGUAAACACAUGCUGUGUCCCUUCCUGUUUGCUUUCUGUAUCUCUUUCUCAAAGCCCUGGUCAGAUAGUCCAGUGACACGACCAAAGGGCAACACCUAAAUCAAUUUCACUGGGUAAGAAAAGACAGGAAAGCAGGGGGAAGUUUUUGUCUGUGAUAAAAAGAAUGGGUUGUGGUUGAAAUGUAAGUUCAGUGUUCUUUGUUCAGUAUGAAAUGUUUGUCUCUCUCGGGGUUAUAACUGUCUGUGUGUAUGUGAGGACUAAGCUGAGGAAAACUAGCAUGUUUGACCUGGUUUUGUUUAUCUCGUUUAGCACUAGUCAGGGAUGCCCCCUUUCCCCUCCCUCCUUUAUCCCAUUUUUCUGUAUUCUGGAACAACUACAUGUUUUCUACUGGUAAAGAGAAGCAACAACCAACUUAUUGUACAAUUUUUUAAAGAAAAGGAGACUUAACCUCUCUGAAACAUCUUAAGAAUAACACAGUUUGAAAAAGUGAUAAAGAUCUUGGAAUUCACAAAAAAUACAAAAUCAUUUGAUUGUUUCUGGUCCGAUAUUAGGAAAAAAAUUAAAUAUUAAAAAAUCCA